Molecule: messenger RNA, 954 nt
Organism: Xenopus laevis (African clawed frog)
Lineage: Eukaryota; Metazoa; Chordata; Amphibia; Anura; Pipidae
Gene: snorc.L
Product: secondary ossification center associated regulator of chondrocyte maturation L homeolog
Exons: 3
Coding region: 237-593 (118 amino acids)
Source: RefSeq, a predicted model, not a curated record
UUUUUUUUUAUGAAGGAAUUUGGAUGGGUGGUUCAAGUUCUUGACGUGACAUAGAGGUGGGAGGGCUAUGAAAGAAGUGUGAGGUGUCUGGGCUGUGUGUGUGCUUUUCUGACUUGAUCCUCAGCUAAACAUUUCCAUCCUCGCCGGACAGAGACACCUUUGUUAACCCAGGAGCAGCGAGGUCCCCUUUAGCUUUCACCUCUCCUUCCCUCUGCAUCUUCUCAUCAGUGUCAGAAAUGCCUUGCUCCGGGACUCCAUCGCUUCUGCUGCUGCUCCUUGCCGGAAUCCUGCUUCCUGCAAUGCUCACAGCAGGGUAUCCUCAAGCUGCAGCCCCCACUCACUGGUUUGAGCCUCCGGAGCUACCGUCAGGUGUAGAACCUAUAGAAACGACACCUUCAGUCCGCCUUUCCGAUGUAACUGGCAUUCCUCCUGAUGCUUCUGAGCCAGAUCCCACGCAUGAAGACCCUCUGGGAAAUGAUGAUGGUUCUCUGGGUCCUGGGGCCGUUGCUGCAAUAGUCCUGGCCGCACUACUGGGCACCUCUGUCCUCAUCGCUCUCAUCGUCAUCACUCUCAGAAAGUUCUCUGCUCCUUAAAACCAAUCAAUGUAUAUAUAUCUCUACAAACAGUGAGGGAUCAUUAGUGGCCCAGGUGCAAAGGCAAGACGACAAAGUGAGCAGAUACUGCAGAUGGAGCCCUGUUUUAUUACCCUGGCUCUAUACAUGAAGCAUUGUUUCUGGGGGGGGGAAUUCACGUCCAUCCUCAGGACCCAGAAGACAUCAGUGCAUAAGAGCGACGCCUGAUAGUGACAUGUUAUUCACGUGCAUUAUUUAAUUAGCAACAUAUCUGAACAUAAAGAUUCAUAUCAAACUUUGCUUAGAAAGAUAAAACAUCUUUACACUCUGUCAACAUUUAUUUGGAUUCGCGUCAUUCCCAUAAAUAAAGAUUCUGUUCCUA